AUGGCGCGCAGCGGAGGGGGCUGCUGCCCCUCGAUGGAUCUGAUGCGGUCGGAGGCGAUGCAGCUCCUGCAGGUCAUCAUCCCCACCGAGUCCGCGCACCUCGCCGUCUCCCACCUCGGCGAUCUGGGCCUCAUCCAGUUCAAAGACCUCAACGCAGACAAGAGCCCGUUUCAACGCACCUAUGCUGCCCAGUUGCUCUGGCUGCUCCUUGUGCAGAUCAAAAGGUGUGCUGAAAUGGCCCGCAAGCUGCGAUUUUUUAAGGAACAAAUGUCAAAAGCUGGAAUACUAGUUUCUCCUAUGCAAUCAGCCGAAACUCCUCUGGAUUUUGAUGACAUGGAGGUAAAGCUUGGAGAACUGGAAGCUGAACUAACUGAAGUAAAUGCAAACGAUGAAAAAUUACAACGGGCCCACAAUGAGCUACUGGAGUACAAUACUGUUCUUCAAAAGGCUGGUGAGUUUUUCUAUUCAGCUCAAAGAAGCGCUGCAGCACAACACAGGCAAAUGGAAGCAAAUCAAUCUGGUGAGACUUCCCUGGAGAGUCCUCUGUUGGAGCAGGAUAUGUUAACAGACGCAUCGAAACAAGUGAAACUUGGCUCUUUGAGUGGUCUUGUGCCAAAGGAAAAGGCCAUGGCUUUUGAACGUAUCUUAUUCCGUACCACAAGGGGCAACAUUUUGCUCAGACAAGAGUCUGUUGACGAACCUGUCACUGAUCCGCAAUCCGGAGAAAAGGUGUACAAAAAUACAUUUGUCGUAUUCUACUCUGGGGAGAGGGCAAAGGCCAAAAUUCUGAAGAUAUGUGAUGCUUUUCGUGCAAACCGUUACCCUUUUCCUGAAGACCUUGCUAAACAAACACAUACUGUUCAGGAGGUAUCUGGAAAGAUAUCAGAGUUAAAGGCAACAAUUGACAUGGGAUUAGCUCAUCGUGACAGUAUACUCAAAACUAUUGCAUCAGAGUUUGAGCAUUGGAACCAUCUGGCCAAAAAGGAAAAAUCAAUUUACCACACUCUAAACAUGUUGAGCGUUGAUGUGACGAAGAAAUGCUUAGUUGGUGAGGGCUGGAGUCCAGUUUUCGCAGCUAAUCAGAUUCAGGAUGCACUUCAGCGUGCUACUCUCGAGAGCAAAUCCCAAGUUGGCUCGAUUUUUCAGGUCCUUAACACAAAAGAGUCUCCUCCAACAUAUUUCCAAACAAACAAAUUUACCUCAGCCUUCCAGGAAAUUGUUGACGCAUAUGGAGUAGCUAAGUAUCAAGAAGCGAAUCCUGGUGUAUACACUAUUAUCACUUUUCCUUUCUUAUUUGCUGUCAUGUUUGGAGAUUGGGGUCAUGGAAUUUGCAUAUUACUUGCGACACUCUAUCUGAUAAUCCGAGAGAAGAAAUUCGCUUCACAGAAACUUGGAGACAUAAUGGAGAUGAUGUUUGGAGGCCGCUACAUAAUUAUGAUGAUGUCAAUUUUCUCAAUCUACACAGGAUUAAUAUACAAUGAGUUUUUCUCCGUUCCAUUUGAACUUUUUGCUAAAUCAGCCUAUGCAUGCCGCGAUUCUUCUUGUAGUGAUUCUACUACUGAAGGGUUAAUCAAGGUAAGGGAUACUUACCCGUUCGGCGUGGACCCUGUGUGGCAUGGUAGUCGAAGUGAGCUGCCAUUUCUCAACUCACUGAAGAUGAAAAUGUCAAUUCUUCUUGGAGUGUCACAAAUGAACCUUGGAAUUUUUAUGAGUUACUUUAAUGCGAAAUUCUUCAGGAACAGGGUUAAUAUCUGGUACCAGUUUGUUCCCCAGCUGAUCUUCUUGAACAGCUUGUUUGGCUACCUAUCCAUGCUUAUCAUCAUUAAGUGGUGCACAGGGUCAAAAGCAGAUCUGUACCAUGUUAUGAUAUAUAUGUUCCUUAGCCCCACAGAUGACAUGGGAGAGAACCAGUUAUUUCCUGGCCAGAAAACUUUACAGCAAGUUUUGCUUCUACUUGCUCUGGUAUCUGUUCCCUGGAUGCUGAUUCCGAAGCCAUUUUUCUUGAAAUGGGAACAUGAGCGAAGGCAUCAAGGACAUCAGUACGCCAUGCUUGAGGGUGCAGAUGAAUCAGUUGUAGCAGAGUUAGGGGAGCAUAAUGAAGAAUCGAACCACCAUGAGGAGUUUGAGUUCAGUGAAAUAUUUGUUCACCAGCUGAUCCAUACAAUUGAGUUUGUUCUUGGUGCAGUCUCAAAUACUGCUUCAUAUCUUCGUCUCUGGGCUCUCAGUCUUGCACACUCGGAGUUGUCCACUGUGUUCUAUGAUAAAGUUCUCCUUCUGACGUUGGGGUACAACAAUAUUUUUAUCCUUGCUAUCGGUGUCGUUGUCUUCAUCUGCGCCACUGUCGGUGUGUUGCUUGUUAUGGAGACCCUAAGCGCGUUCCUUCACGCCUUGAGGCUCCAUUGGGUGGAGUUCCAGAACAAGUUCUAUGAGGGUGAUGGUUACAAGUUCGCACCAUUCUCGUUUGCUCUAAUCAGUGAGGAUGAAGAGUGA
Molecule: messenger RNA, 2490 nt
Organism: Triticum turgidum subsp. durum (durum wheat)
Lineage: Eukaryota; Viridiplantae; Streptophyta; Magnoliopsida; Poales; Poaceae
Source: the annotation of a GenBank genome assembly